Nannochloropsis gaditana CCMP526 is the source of this 640-nucleotide messenger RNA. RefSeq lists its product as uncharacterized. The record is from RefSeq and is a predicted model, not a curated record. Bases 137 to 253 code for a protein of 38 amino acids. The transcript has 2 exons.
AACAACGGCUGGAACAACGGCGGAUGGAACCAGUGGAACAACGUCAACCGUUGGAACUGGGUCUAAGCGUGCGUGCAUCUGAAGAUACCGCCGACUGUUCAGGCACCUAACUGUACAAAAAGGAUGAUUCACGCCUAUGGUUCCGCCCUGGAGGUGGAGGAAUAAUCGAAUGGAGGAAAACGUGUCGAGAGAGACCUUUGAUCGGGUUUAUGUGAGAAGUCUUGCACCCUUUAUCGGUGUUGUUAGUUUAUGACUGCCCGCGAUGGGGAGAGAGAGAGGAUUUGACUACAUAUACGUGUAUUGUGACUCCCGCAAACCAGAACAUGAUUUAUGGCGAAGCACCGGGGCCUAUAGAGGAAGCGGAUGAGGAGAGAAGAGAAGGCAGCGGGAAAAGCUAGAAACGGGGAUGGUGGAAUGGAGAUCCCAUAACUGAAAGGCUUUGGUUCAGCAAAAGUUGGUUUUUAAAAGAGAAAAGUAAGGACCGUUGAGUAACACGAAGUAGGCCAAAGGGAUGAGUGGACGGGGACGCAAAAAUAUCGGCGGUGAGCGAAGAAAGGAGACGGACUCUAUUCAAGUGAAUGGGAAACGACGCAGUGUUUGAGUACUUAACUUCGAAAGAAAAGUCAUGACGAGCCGAAUC